GGCUCGGGCUGCGGCUGGCUCAGAGUGGCGCGGGGGGCGGGGGGCGGUGCUGAGGAGCUGAAGCCGUGGCCAGCUCGACGCCGGACAGUCCAGCGAGCAGCACGGCGGGAACCGGCAGCCGGAGCAGAAGCAGCAGCAGCAGCAGCAGCCCUCGCCGUUCGCGGAGCGCAGCCGAGCCGGCCAUGGCGUUGUCGAUGCCGCUGAAUGGGCUGAAGGAGGAGGACAAAGAGCCCCUCAUCGAGCUCUUCGUCAAGGCUGGCAGUGAUGGUGAAAGCAUAGGAAACUGCCCCUUUUCCCAGAGGCUCUUCAUGAUUCUUUGGCUCAAAGGAGUUGUAUUUAGUGUGACGACUGUUGACCUGAAAAGGAAGCCAGCAGACCUGCAGAACUUGGCUCCCGGGACCCACCCACCAUUUAUAACUUUCAACAGUGAAGUCAAAACGGAUGUAAAUAAGAUUGAGGAAUUUCUUGAAGAAGUCUUAUGCCCUCCCAAGUACUUAAAGCUUUCACCAAAACACCCAGAAUCAAAUACUGCUGGAAUGGACAUCUUUGCCAAAUUCUCUGCAUAUAUCAAGAAUUCAAGGCCAGAGGCUAAUGAAGCACUGGAGAGGGGUCUCCUGAAAACCCUGCAGAAACUGGAUGAAUAUCUGAAUUCUCCUCUCCCUGAUGAAAUUGAUGAAAAUAGUAUGGAGGACAUAAAGUUUUCUACACGUAAAUUUCUGGAUGGCAAUGAAAUGACAUUAGCUGAUUGCAACCUGCUGCCCAAACUGCAUAUUGUCAAGGUGGUGGCCAAAAAAUAUCGCAACUUUGAUAUUCCAAAAGAAAUGACUGGCAUCUGGAGAUACCUAACUAAUGCAUACAGUAGGGACGAGUUCACCAAUACCUGUCCCAGUGAUAAGGAGGUUGAAAUAGCAUAUAGUGAUGUAGCCAAAAGACUCACCAAGUAAAAUCGCGUUUGUAAAAGAGAUGUCUUCAUGUCUUCCCCUAAGAAUAUGCUUUUCCUAACAGGCUACUCCUUCCUGUAGAGCAGAAAUUGUAUUUUGCACGAACAUGCAGUUAUUGAAGAUUAGGAUCAAGGAUAGACAAGGUAUAGUAGUUAUCUUAAAAUAUACACUCCUAAGCAGUAUUAUUUUAAAAUCCUUUUACCCUGGCUACCUCCCCUACCCGGGUUCCCCUCUCUUUAAUUUGGAGACACUCCACCACAAACUUUUCAUUUUAGAGGUAGCUUGCCAUCUCUCAGGAGCCCUCACCAUUGUGUCCAUUCACUGUGUAUAGAUGGCAGAACUUUUGAGGUGCAAUGUUUAAUUGUUAAAAAUGGUAGCCACGACUUUAUCAGGCAGCCCCAAACUGGUGCAUAAUGCAUGGUACAAGAAAUAUUUAUGUAUUUUUUGGAAUUUUGUAAUAUUUAGUAAGAGUAUAUGAAAGGAUUGCUACUGUAUCAGAAAUAUUGUUUCAAUUUAGUCUAUCCUGGAUAUGUACUAAUGAAUAUUACCACCAGAGAAGAGAGCUUUCUACAAAAGUCACUACAGAUUUUGCUAUAUUGCUUUGUAGAUAGAUUUUUACUUUUGCCUAAAAGCAUUUAUCCUUCAUACCAAUUGUAACAUCUGACACCAUGUAGAAGCUAAAAGUUUAGAGGGAGUAAGGGUUUUCUCAAGACCUUCCUCAAGCAUUUUAUCUUUAUAAGAGAAACUGAUGGGCACCUGAUACUCGGUCUAAAUACGUUUGUUAUAUGUGUUUUGCCCUGUGCCAUUCAUUUGGAACUUUAUUGCUUUCUUUAUUUUAAAAAGCUUGUUUUUACAUAAUCAUAGAGCUUGCUAUUUGUACAUCUUUUGAGCAACACUACAUAACUGAUUUUUAGUUGACUUAGCUAUAGCAGUACAAUGAUUAGUAAUGUAAAAAUUAACACAGAAAUUAACCUAAGGAAUGAAGGGUGGGUUUGUCAAAAUAUCAAGUAAAUUUUUGUUUCUAAAGUACAUUUAAUGUAGAUGACCUAAAGAAUGCAUUAUCCAUCCUAUAUAAAAAAAAGAUAAAACACAGGUCACCAAUUUUCUCAUUUCACCCCAUUUACCUUGUAUAGAGGAUUGUUCAUUCCUUUGGGACUAAGUUAUAGUUAUGGUGAGUGUGUAUUUACUGUAGUUUUGCCUGAUCUCACUCAUUGCACUUCCUGGAGUUAAACUUUCCAACAGCCAUGUUGAGGAAUAGCACUCUGCAUGUUUUUGUUUUGUUUUUCGGGGUUUUUUUUUUAAUUGAAGCCCUAAACCAGGAAUUAUUUGUGCUCUAACAAGGGAGGAUGAACUUGCUGAAAAUAAAACUUUGCUAUGUAUUUACUCUUUUUUAAAAGACAAAAGCAAAACCAGACUUUCUACGUACUACUCCAAAGACUGUGAUUGUGACUAUAAUACAUUUUUGGUAAUUUUUUUAUACCUAAUUUGUAUAGGAAGUGCUAUUUCUCAUAGGCUGUUUCUUGAAAUUUUAAGUUUAUUGCUUUAAAAUGGCAGUGUUUCUCCCACUUUGAUAUGCUAACAUUUAGUAAGCACUGGCUUUAUGAAAGCAGCUUUUUAUAAGUAUACUGCAUUUUUUGAACCUAUCGUUAAUUAGCUUAGUAUGAAAGAUAAGAAAAUCUCCAUGUUGUAUCCAUUUGGCUCAGGAAGAUUCUUUGCCUUACCUUUCUUAGAACUCUUUAUUACUUAUCAAAAGUUUGAGUACCCGCUUGGUUUUUUUUUUGGUAAUUAAAUAUUGUAUGACUUAUCUGGUUCAAGGAAGAUGCACUAUUCAGUUAUCUAUUGAGAAAUUAUUUUGCAGUGGUUUUAGUGGGUGAAAAUGUCCCAUCUGCACCAGUACACAGGCAGGCAUUAUCACUCUUCACCUACUUUUUAAAUAGUGGCAACUUGGGAUUCAUUCUGGUGAUUCUGAACCUUGCCUCAUAGCUUAAAGUAUAAAAAAGAUUCAAGAGAAGUGAGGUUUGUUCUUUCCAGUGAAUGGUGGACUGAGUGGUGCAAGGUGGAGGGCUAGCAGAGGAAAGAACUCCAUUCUUCAGAAUACAGUGAUGAAAAUUCAUUUUGAAACUCAAGUAUUUUCAUUUUGGAUAUUCUCCUGUUUUUAUUAAACCAGUGAUUACACCUGGCCAUCCCUCUAAAUGUUCUAGGAAGGCAUGUCUAUUGUGAUUUUGAUGAAGACAGAAUUAUUUUUCUCUGUAGAAAGACAGAUACCACUUUAUCAGGGAAGUUAGUCAGAUGAAAUGGAAAUUGGUAAAUGGACAAAAGCUAGCUAGUAAGAAGGACGACCCAGCAACAUGCUUUAACCCCAUUGUAUGUUUGUGGAAAGAGCAUAGUUUAACAUCUUGAGAAAUUUGGGACAUAAAGUUUUCAUGGUAGACAGUUCAUGCAGUAUAUGAAUUGACAUAAUGGAAAUAAUCUGAUUUUAUUUUUACAACUAACAUCCAUUCCCCUUCAUUUAAACGCCUUUUGUGUUUUACUUCAGUGAGGAGAUUGGAGUCUGAAUGGAUCUGUUUUCCAAGAGAUUCUGAGAAAUUUUUGUAUUCAACUGUUGGAAAGCUCUCUAUUCUAGUUGAUAAAGCUUCCCUUUUUUGAUGUAGAUGCAGAUAUUCUAUACAGUUCUGUUGUCUUUUACUAGGACUGUUAACUUUUGUGAUAAAAUUCAAAUAAGAUUUUAUUUCUUGGUAAUUUUGGCUUUCACAAUUUAUCUUUAAAUCCUUGAGCAAUCUGUAUACAAUUAAGAGAUUUCUGACAUUUAUUCUUACACUAAGUGGAUCAACUCUAGGAUUUAGGCAUGUUAACUUCUAUUGUGUUCUGAAUCUCUCCAGAGUUGCGUGUAGAUAGCAUUUAUUUCUGUGCACUUAAACCCAUUUAGAAAAUAACUACAAAGUAAAAAUGUAGAGGAAAUAGAAAUGUAUUUUUUCAUGAACAUUUUGAUACAAAUUUCGUCAUUUAAUGAUUCACCAAUUUCUUGCAUUAAUUUGAAUUUAAGCAUUUAAUUCAAAGAGAGGGGAGCAUUCAUUAUUGAUACAUGUGGGCUUUUAAAAACUCCAUCCUUUAUAAAUAGUCAAGGUUUGGGCCACACAAAGUAUAUUUUUAUCAUGGAAAAAUUUCAACUCCUCAAGCCGUAAUGUUGAACAGAAUUGGAGUAUUUUCUUUAUAAUUUCUUGAACACGCAAAUGAAAGCUUAUUAUAGAAUGCAUGUAUUUUCUUUUCUCUUUGGAACAUCAGCACCAGUAUAUUGCUGGCAGCUAUUGUAUUAAAAAAUAAAGUAUAUUUUCACUAUCAUAAAGGAUUCUUUUUUCCCCCCUCAUGAAAAUAAACAACAACUUGGGGUAAAA
Molecule: messenger RNA, 4333 nt
Organism: Gorilla gorilla gorilla (western lowland gorilla)
Lineage: Eukaryota; Metazoa; Chordata; Mammalia; Primates; Hominidae
Gene: CLIC4
Product: chloride intracellular channel 4
Exons: 6
Coding region: 183-944 (253 amino acids)
Source: RefSeq, a predicted model, not a curated record